ACCGGAACCUCUACUUGUUUUGAAUUCUAAUACUUUCUUUUUUAGAGCUUAUUCUUUCGGGCUUGUAUAGAGUUUUGGGGGCUAAUUUCGGUGAAGAUAUAUGGUCAUAAUUGAAGGGAUUCCAAUAAAAUGCAUCCUUCUUUUCACCGAGUGGCGGUGUAAUGCUGGGGAGUAUUCCUAGAAAGACCAAACAUUUAUGCACUACAUUCAAUAAAAUAUUUAUUACUUAUAUAUCAACAUACACGUAUAGAUAAUUUAUUGUGGUGUAAGUAUAUUUAUCAACAAUAAUUUUCAAUACAAAUGUCAAGACAGUUUUAAUGUAUGUGGCGGUAACUUGGCGAACUACGAAAGCUAUCAACCAGAAGAUACAAGUGUUUAUCGACAGCUGUCAAAAUACUUCGGACCCGUCGGCCAGACACUAUCAACAACAACCUACUGUGGGAGAGAACAAGCCAGAUCCCAGUGGAGUAAGAAAUCAUGAAGAAGCGCUGGAAGUGGAUAGCAUACACAUUGAGGAAAGCACCCAACUGCGUCACAAGGCAAGCACCUCUUGAAAUCCUGAAGGCCAAAGGAGAAGAGGAAGAUCAAAGAACACACUACGCCGAGAAAUGGAGAUAGACAUGAAAAGAAUGAACAACAAUUGAAUGGAACUUGAAAGGAAGGUCCAGGACAGAGUGGAUUGGAGAAUGGUGAUCAGCGACCUAUGCUCCAUUAGAAGUAACAGACCUUAUCAUAUUCUUCUUGUUACUUUUUCUAACGAAUUUGUGCGGUCUAAUACUGGCUAGCAAUUAUGAUCAGUACAUAGAUAGAUUGAUAAAUGAUGGAAAAUUAUUAUAUGAUGAUUAUAUAAAACAAAAUCCUAGUUUAGAAUCAACAUUAGAACGUUUAUAUUCAAUGGAACAUCCAAUUUUUCAAGAAGAUUAUCCAGAAAAUUAUGAAAUUACUGAUAAACAAUGGAAUGCGUUAUUAAACGAAAUCAAUCAAGCUAAAUUAGGCAAACUAGAAGAAAAUGAUAUUGAUAAACCAAAAUUUAUUGAUUCAAAUUUUAAUGAAAAAUCAAAUGAUAAUUAUGAAUUAAAUUCAAAUAGAAAUAAUAUUAAUAAAGUUUUAAAUGAACCAAGUUUAACAGAACGUCGAAAUGAAAUUGCUUAUCAAAAUUCCCUAUGGGGUGAACAUAAAGUUUCUGGAGGUUCCAGUGAAACAGGUCAGUGGAUAGAUUAUGCCUUAUUGGGAGCUGAAGCACAAGAUACAACAGCUAAUAAUUUAAAUCUAUCUAGUGAGCUGGAAUCAUCUCAAAUAGAAUCUAAAUUUGAUAAUUUACCUGCUUAUUGUGAUCCACCAAAUCCAUGUCCAUUAAAUUAUAAAUCAAAUGAUUUACCAACACCGUGUGAUCAAGAUAUUGAAGAUACUAUUGAAUUUAAUCGACAUUGGAUAAUAAGAAAAAUGCAAAAUGGUGAAUGUUCAUGUGAUAAUGAACAUAUGGAUAACUGUCCAGUUGAAUCAAAUGAAAAUGGACAUAAAACUAAUUUUAUGUCUGGACAAAAGACUGAUGGAAAAAUUUUCUUGGUAAAUCCAUAUCUACGAGGAGAAAGUCGUAAAAGGCUGGUAGCUAAAAAACGAGUUAAACGUUCACACAAUUAUCGUUAUAAUCCUUAUUUAUUGGGUAGUGUUCACAAGACUGCAGUGAAAAAAAUUGGACCAUAUAAACCAUCACAAGAAAAGUAUAUGUAAUAAGCUUAAUACAAUGAAUUGAGUAAUAAUUGUAAUAAAUUAUACUUUAAGUUCAGUAAUAAUAAACGAUACAAUUCGACAUUGAUAAUAAAUUGAAUGUUUUUUUUUAAAAAAAGAUGGUACUUUUCUUUCUUUUUUUUUAUUCUUUCAAA
Messenger RNA from Schistosoma guineensis, 1883 nucleotides. NCBI's taxonomy places the organism in Eukaryota, Metazoa, Platyhelminthes, Trematoda, Strigeidida, Schistosomatidae. The record is from the annotation of a GenBank genome assembly.